Molecule: messenger RNA, 1656 nt
Organism: Solanum lycopersicum (tomato)
Lineage: Eukaryota; Viridiplantae; Streptophyta; Magnoliopsida; Solanales; Solanaceae
Molecular function (GO): zinc ion binding
Source: RefSeq, a predicted model, not a curated record
AUGUGUGUGAAGCUGUUUAUAGAAAUAAAGAAGCAAGAGGUUGGAUUCAGUAUGUAUCCGCUUUGCAUCGAUACAAAUGAUAAAAGUACAGAGGAGUUACAAAUUUUUGAUUCAAGAAGUGGUGCAAUUAUGUGUAUUGAAGGUGGACAAAGAGACGCUAAUGCUCUAAACGUUGUUGAAUCAAACAUUGGUGAUUCUUGUUACAUACUCGAGAUGGAGAAAGAAAAUUAUAUAUCAGAUACAAAUAUAUCAAAUGUGGAGACGAAACAAUUGUACAAGGAUAAAGCAACUCUUGUGGCUGUAAUGAUGAAAUACAAAAUUAAAACUAGCUUCAAUUUUAGAGUUAAACGGUCAGAUACAAAAAGCUAUGUUUUAGAGUGUUAUUCUGAGAAUUGUUGUUGGAAAUUAAAGGCGUCUGUUAGGAAAAACACUGAUAUUAUCAAAGUAAUAUACUUCAACAGUGAGCAUACAUGUCCAUUAAGGGAUAGGGUACUAAGUAAAGUACAAGCUACUGUUGGAUUUAUUGGUGCUUUUACGGCUCCAAAAUUGCAAGCAUGGCGUGCUAAAGAACGUGCACUAGAGUUGAUAAGGGGCAAUCCUGCAGAUGCAUAUAAAAAUAUGCCAAGAUACAUACAUAUGUUGGAAACGGUGCCUGUUGUUGUUGUUGAUGGUUCACAUCUUAGUGGAGCUUACAAAGGGACGUUUGUAUCCGCAAGUACUCUUGAUGGGACAGCUUACGGGAUCGUCGAUACGGAAAAUGAUUGUUCAUGGACAUGGUUCUUCACACAGUUCAAAAAUGCAUUUGGUGAGAGAGAAAAAAUGUGUGUUGUUUCUGAUAGAAACAAAAGCAUAAUUAAGAGUGUUAGUAUAGUUUAUCCAAAUGUUUCACAUUUUGCAUGCAUAUGGCACUUGUGGAAAAAUGUUUGUACAUACUACAAGAGAAGUAAAAACACUCUAAGUGAUCUGUUUUAUUCGAUGGCUAAAGCUUAUCGGAAAAAGGAUUUUGAAAAAUUGAUGGCUAAAGUGGAAAAAGUAGAUGACAGAGUUAAAAAGUAUCUUGAAGAGGCUGGCUAUGAAAGGUGGUCUAGAUCUCAUGCAACCGUGAAUAGGGGUAGAAUGAUGACAUCUAACAUUGUGGAAUGUAUCAAUGGUUGUCUUGUUGAUGCACGGCAAUUACCUGUUUUGGACUUUUUGGAAGAAGCCAGAAUUCUAUUUGGUUCUUGGAACUGCAAAAAUAGAGAAAUAGCAUCUUAUACAAAGGAAACAUUAGGGAGGAAAUUUGAAGAGAUAUUCAUUAUAAACGCGUCCAAAUGUUCGAAAAUGAAGGUUGUUGCAUCUUCAGAAUUCAUUUUUUCAGUUUAUGAAGGUGGUAUAAGAUACAUCGUUUUCCUUGAUAGAAAGAAUUGUUCUUGUGGUAGAUUUCAGCAUGAUGAAAUACCUUGUGCUCAUGCAAUGGCUGUUCUGAAAAAGAAGAAUAUCAAAGAUGUACACCCAUACUAUUCUGAUUACUAUAAACCUGAUGCAUUAGCCAACACCUAUGAAGUUCCAAUGGAACCAAUGACGGACAAAAGUGAUUGGACAGUUCCGGAAAGUGUUUUGGAAGAAGUUGUAUUGCCACCAAGUUACAAAAAAAUGCCUGGUAGACCAAGAAAAUAA